This is a messenger RNA of Ipomoea triloba (trilobed morning glory), 693 nucleotides long. RefSeq lists its product as uncharacterized. The record is from RefSeq and is a predicted model, not a curated record. Gene Ontology annotation, molecular function: RNA-DNA hybrid ribonuclease activity; nucleic acid binding. NCBI's taxonomy places the organism in Eukaryota, Viridiplantae, Streptophyta, Magnoliopsida, Solanales, Convolvulaceae. The coding region runs from base 1 to 693 and encodes 230 amino acids. The transcript has a single exon.
AUGCCUGAGUUCAUGCAAUCUGUGUUUAGCUCUGCGGAUGGGAACUAUGCUGUGCGAAUGGCUGCAGUUUGUUGGGUGUUGUGGUUGGUUCGAAAUGCAAUAGUGUGGCAGAAUGAGGUUAGAACGGUGGAUAGUGUUUGCAUGCAAGUCCAAAGGCUGCAACUCAUCUGGAAGGAUGCUUAUACAAAGACUAACUUAUCUGUUAAUAAUAAUAUUCCCACUGCUUGGACCCCCCCUCAACAUGGCUUCCUUAAAUGUAAUGUUGAUGUCGCAAUAUUUGAUGAUGGUGCAGGUUAUGGUGCGGUGCUGCGAGAUCACCAUGGUCUUUUUGUGGCGGCGAAGGCUGAUCGUCUAAUGGCUACGCGUGACCCUCUUCUGGCGGAAGCAUUAGCGGUCAAGGAAGCUCUGUCUUGGAUUAAAGACUCUGAUUAUUCUAGUGUCAUUAUUGAAACAGACUGUUUAAAUUUUGUGCUUGCUUUUCAUUCUCGUUCUGUUGAUUUUUCCUAUGUGGGUUGUUUAGUUAAGCAUAGUCGUUCUUUGGCUAGUGACAUUGGGAACGUUUCUGUUCGCCAUGUCAAGAGGUUAGCGAAUCAGGUGGCUCACGUGCUUGCACGGGCAACUGGUUCAUCGUCUGGCCUGGGUUCGUGGUUUUCUUUUCCGCCUGGUUGUAUUUCUGAAUUAUUGAUUCAUUAA